AUGCAAUUAAAGGUCAAGACAUUAACAGGGAAGGAAAUCUCCGUAGAUGUUCAAAGUUCAGAAACGGUCUAUCAUAUCAAAGAGCUAUUAGAAGAAAAAGAGGGUAUUCCACCAUCACAGCAGAAGUUGAUCUUCCAGGGCAAACAAAUAGAUGAUAACGCAACAAUCGGCAGUGCCGACUUGCAAGAUGGAUCUCUUUUACAUCUUGUUCUAACUUUAAGAGGCGGUUGUUGA
Molecule: messenger RNA, 234 nt
Organism: Kluyveromyces lactis
Lineage: Eukaryota; Fungi; Ascomycota; Saccharomycetes; Saccharomycetales; Saccharomycetaceae
Gene: RUB1
Product: NEDD8 family protein RUB1
Exons: 2
Coding region: 1-234 (77 amino acids)
Biological process (GO): regulation of proteolysis; protein neddylation; modification-dependent protein catabolic process
Cellular component (GO): cytoplasm; nucleus
Molecular function (GO): protein tag activity; ubiquitin protein ligase binding
Source: RefSeq, a predicted model, not a curated record